AUAUUAGGCAAUUUUAAAGGAGAAUUGCAAACGAGAAACGACACAGUUUCGAAGAAGAAAAUUAAACGGUGCGCGUUGAGUGGGUCGGAAAAUUCGUUAUUUGGGUUCAACUUCAAAGCAAAGAAUUUUCUUCUUCGUCUCCGCUUUGGAAUUUGAACUUUCAAUAUUUUAAUCACUAAAUCCCUAAAUUUAAGAACUAGACUGAGAGCGUUUUUCUUAAAUCAAAUCAAACUAAUAUUAGCAGUGAAUAGGCUUCAAAUUGACCCCGAAAUGUUGGAUUUGGAUUUUGAAAAGAAGCGGGUUUAUCUUCUUAUCUUCAUUAUAGGAGUCAUCGGUCUCAGUAUCACUGCUGAAAAAUGUCGGGAACUAGUUGGGGAAAAUUCGUCAUCUCAGAGUGGGAAGUUUACGAUAUUUAAUUGCUUUGACAUGAGCACCGGAACCCUCGCGUGCACAGUGAAGGAAGGAGUGAAACUAUACUUCUACAAUAUCCGGUCUUCUCAUGUUGAGAAAGCUAGAAACCUUGCAAUUGAGCGUGCGUUACUUGAUGCAUUGGGGCAGGGAAUGGUAGCUAAAGAUGCUGCUACUCAAGCACAGAAAGAAGGGGCAAAGGCCGCAAAAUUAGCAACCCGGCAAGCGAAACGCAUUAUAGGUCCCAUUAUUUCUUCCGGGUGGGACUUUUUCGAAGCUCUUUAUUAUGGAGGUACUGUUACAGAAGGAUUUCUAAGGGGUGCUGGAACAUUGGGUGGUGCUUAUGCCGGAGGGUUUCUUGGUGAGGCUAGGCUUGGGCGGUUUGGCUAUCUUGUCGGAAGUCAUUUGGGCAGUUGGUUUGGUGGUAGGAUAGGGCUAAUGGUAUACGACGUGGUUAGUGGAGUUCAUUAUUUCAUUCAAGAUUUCCAAUCAGGAGAUGGUGUAGUUAGUGAAAUUUUUGAAAAGAUCGAAGCUCGUGAGGAUUCUUCCGACUAUGAAACUCCUGCAUACUCGAGCUCUGAGAAUUCCGAGGACUCCAGUUUCUACGAAGCUCCAUCUUUUGAAAACUCAGAAUCAUACGACAGUUCCGAACUAUAGGGAAAACAUAAAUAGGUCUUCUAGUGGUUUCUUUGAACAAUUUUUCUUCUGUAGAUGUGAUAUUGUAACUUGUAAGAGCUAUAUAGUUCAGUUCAGUCAGGAAAAAGUAGUGUAUAAAUUACACGACAACAAUGUUAUAGCUUGGGUUGGAUGUAUUUUAUUUGAGUUCUUAUAA
This is a messenger RNA of Mercurialis annua (annual mercury), 1240 nucleotides long. RefSeq lists its product as uncharacterized. The record is from RefSeq and is a predicted model, not a curated record. NCBI's taxonomy places the organism in Eukaryota, Viridiplantae, Streptophyta, Magnoliopsida, Malpighiales, Euphorbiaceae. The transcript has 2 exons. The coding region runs from base 271 to 1065 and encodes 264 amino acids.